AUGUCGAGUGGAAGCCAUCGUUCCCCCUCGGCCAUGCGGCCCUCCACUCGAAUAAGUUCAAUUGGUGCCACGAGCAACCGCUCCUCCACUCAUAACACAGAAACGGAGCUGGACCCGUUUGUGGCUUCCCUGUCACGCGUGACGGUGUACACAGACAUUCCCGACAAAACAUUGCAACGCAUUAUGAGCAUUACAGUGGACGCAUACAACCGAUUUGUGCUCGUUCCCACUCGCAACACAUGGCGGAAGGAGGAGGGAUCGCGGAAGGAGCUCGAACGCGAGGUGGAGCGUACCGCAUUGAGGGAUAUCGCACAGGCAGUGAAAGUAAAUGUAGAAGCUGCCCUUGGAGGGACUUGGCACGUUAUUUAUGGGCGGUCAUUUGCCACAUAUGUCACACACCAGCAGCGUUGCUUCUGCCACUUCCAGUUAGACGGAGCGAAUGUUGUGGUGUGGCGCCAUGGCGGUUAG
Messenger RNA from Trypanosoma brucei brucei TREU927, 468 nucleotides. RefSeq lists its product as hypothetical. The record is from RefSeq and is a predicted model, not a curated record. The coding region runs from base 1 to 468 and encodes 155 amino acids. The transcript has a single exon. Lineage: Eukaryota; Euglenozoa; Kinetoplastea; Trypanosomatida; Trypanosomatidae. Gene Ontology annotation, molecular function: dynein light intermediate chain binding; dynein intermediate chain binding. Gene Ontology annotation, biological process: microtubule-based process. Gene Ontology annotation, cellular component: dynein complex.